This is a messenger RNA of Puccinia triticina, 531 nucleotides long. RefSeq lists its product as uncharacterized. The record is from RefSeq and is a predicted model, not a curated record. Lineage: Eukaryota; Fungi; Basidiomycota; Pucciniomycetes; Pucciniales; Pucciniaceae. The transcript has a single exon. Bases 1 to 531 code for a protein of 176 amino acids.
AUGAAUUACGGACACCUACCAACGUUGAAGGAAUCGAUGAUCAGCUACAACUCAAGUCGGAUUACUGGUAUUAUCCAACAAUUUGAAGUCAAUUUCCUCAACAUUUAUUUGCCACUCAUGAAGAUCUGUCGAGUGUUGGUGAACAAACUAUUGAGCUCUGCUAGCAGCGACCCUCUUGUGGCGUUCUAUGAAGAUAUGAAACAGUUGAAUGACCUGUUUCUGGAGACACAGAAGAUGGAAGACAGUCUUCAGAGACUCACAAUCCUUGUCUUGAAACUCCGCAUUGAGAGUGCAACUAACCAGGCCCAUCAACUUCUUGGGUGGGUCAAAGUGCUUUUUGAGAGAAUUGAAAGCCGCUUGAACCUUCCUUAUAGUCGUGGCACCAAUCAAACCCAAAUUGAAAGAGCUUGUGAAUGGUGUCAAAUGUGCCAAGAUCAAUAUGAAAAGGCACUUGAAAAUUUCUGGGCUCAUGAGCCCGUAGAAACGGAGGACCAGGAGGAGGACUGGAAUUCAGAUGAUCCCAAUUUUUGA